CUGGGCGGGGGGCGGAGCCAGAGGCUGGCCGAGCCCCGCCCGGCCCCAGGGCGCUCCUCCCCCUGCUCCUGUCGGCGGGGCGGACGGCGGGCGGGAGGGGGAAUGUCAUUGCCUCUCCGGGCCGCGGUGCCGCCUCCGACUGCCGCUCUCCCUCCUCGGGCGCCCUCGUCCCGCCGGCUCUCGCCGCCGCGCCGGGCAUACGGAUGGCUAGUGGGGCGCGGGGGCCAUCCGGGUCGAGCGCGCGGCGGUCGCGGCCGCAGCUGAGGCGGAGACUCCUCGCCGCCGCCUCCACCCCCCGUCCCCCGGCCUCGCGGCGCUGAGGGCGGGAGCGCGCAGAGCGCUUCCCUCCGCCUCUUUUUUUUUUUUUUUUUUCUUCCUCCUCCUCCUCCUCCUCCUCCUCUCCUCCUCCUCGGGUCCCCGCCCAGCAGCCCUCGCACCAGGCGGCGGCGGCGGCAGCGGCGGCAGCGGCGGCGGCGGCCAGCGAGACCCGCCGCCGGGGCACAACAUGGCGGAGCCCUCGGCCCCGGAGAGCAAGCACAAGUCGUCCCUCAACUCGUCCCCGUGGAGCGGCCUCAUGGCCCUGGGGAACAGCCGGCAGGGCCCCCACGGGCCCGGGGCCCAGUGCGCGCACAAGGCGGCGGGCGGCGCGGCGCCCGCGAAGCCGGCCCCCGCGGGGCUGUCCGGGGGGCUGUCGCAGCCGGCCGGCUGGCAGUCGCUGCUGUCGUUCACCAUCCUCUUCCUGGCCUGGCUGGCCGGCUUCAGCUCGCGCCUCUUCGCCGUCAUCCGCUUCGAGAGCAUCAUCCACGAGUUCGACCCGUGGUUUAACUAUAGAUCAACACAUCAUCUUGCAUCUCAUGGGUUCUAUGAAUUUUUAAAUUGGUUUGAUGAAAGAGCAUGGUAUCCACUAGGAAGAAUAGUAGGUGGUACUGUGUAUCCAGGGUUAAUGAUAACUGCUGGCCUUAUCCAUUGGAUUUUAAAUACAUUGAACAUAACAGUUCACAUAAGAGAUGUAUGUGUGUUCCUUGCACCAACUUUUAGCGGCCUUACGUCUAUAUCUACUUUCCUGCUCACCAGAGAGCUUUGGAACCAGGGAGCAGGACUUCUGGCUGCCUGCUUCAUUGCAAUAGUGCCGGGCUAUAUAUCUCGGUCAGUAGCUGGGUCCUUUGAUAACGAAGGCAUUGCCAUUUUUGCACUUCAGUUCACAUACUACUUGUGGGUAAAAUCUGUAAAAACUGGUUCAGUUUUUUGGACAAUGUGCUGCUGUUUAUCCUAUUUCUAUAUGGUCUCUGCUUGGGGUGGUUAUGUGUUUAUCAUCAACCUUAUUCCACUGCAUGUAUUUGUAUUAUUACUAAUGCAGAGAUACAGCAAAAGGGUCUACAUAGCAUAUAGCACCUUCUACAUUGUGGGUUUAAUAUUAUCCAUGCAAAUACCUUUUGUGGGAUUCCAGCCAAUCAGAACAAGUGAACACAUGGCAGCUGCAGGUGUCUUUGCUUUGCUACAAGCUUAUGCUUUCUUGCAAUAUCUGAGAGACAGAUUAACAAAACAAGAAUUCCAGACUCUCUUCUUUUUGGGUGUAUCGCUGGCUGCUGGUGCUGUGUUCCUUAGUGUCAUCUAUCUGACAUAUACAGGUUACAUUGCACCAUGGAGUGGAAGGUUUUAUUCUUUGUGGGACACUGGGUAUGCAAAAAUACACAUUCCAAUUAUUGCAUCAGUGUCUGAGCAUCAGCCUACGACUUGGGUGUCUUUCUUCUUUGAUCUACAUAUUCUUGUAUGUACCUUCCCAGCAGGCCUGUGGUUCUGCAUCAAAAAUAUCAACGACGAAAGAGUAUUUGUUGCUCUGUAUGCGAUCAGCGCUGUCUACUUUGCUGGAGUGAUGGUGCGACUGAUGUUGACUUUGACUCCAGUUGUCUGUAUGCUGUCUGCAAUUGCCUUCUCAAAUGUUUUUGAGCACUAUUUGGGGGAUGACUUGAAAAGGGAAAAUCCACCUGUGGAAGACAGCAGUGACGAGGAUGACAAAAGAAAUCCAGGAAAUUUGUAUGAUAAGGCAGGUAAAGUGAGGAAACACGUAACUGAACAGGAGAAAACUGAAGAGGGAUUAGGUCCUAACAUAAAAAGCAUUGUCACCAUGUUGAUGCUGAUGUUACUGAUGAUGUUUGCAGUCCACUGUACCUGGGUCACAAGCAACGCCUACUCUAGUCCAAGUGUGGUCCUCGCCUCUUACAAUCAUGAUGGCACGAGGAAUAUCUUAGAUGAUUUUAGAGAAGCUUACUUUUGGCUGAGACAAAAUACAGAUGAACAUGCGCGGGUGAUGUCUUGGUGGGAUUAUGGCUAUCAGAUAGCUGGAAUGGCUAACAGAACUACUUUGGUGGAUAAUAACACCUGGAAUAACAGUCACAUAGCACUGGUGGGAAAAGCUAUGUCUUCUAAUGAAACAGCAGCCUAUAAGAUAAUGAGGACUCUGGAUGUAGACUAUGUUUUGGUUAUUUUUGGAGGGGUUAUUGGCUAUUCUGGUGAUGAUAUCAACAAGUUUCUCUGGAUGGUUAGGAUAGCUGAAGGGGAACAUCCAAAAGACAUUCGGGAAAGUGACUAUUUCACCCCACAGGGAGAAUUCCGGGUAGACAAAGCAGGAUCCCCCACUCUGUUGAAUUGCCUUAUGUAUAAAAUGUCAUACUACAGAUUUGGAGAAAUGCAGCUGGACUUUCGUACACCCCCAGGUUUUGACCGAACACGUAAUGCUGAGAUUGGGAACAAGGACAUUAAAUUCAAACACUUAGAAGAAGCCUUUACAUCAGAACACUGGCUUGUCAGGAUAUAUAAAGUGAAAGCUCCUGAUAACAGGGAAACGCUGGAUCACAAACCUCGAGUCACCAACAUCUUCCCAAAACAGAAGUAUUUGUCAAAGAAGACUACCAAAAGGAAGCGUGGCUACAUUAAAAAUAAGCUAGUUUUUAAAAAAGGCAAGAAAAUAUCUAAGAAGACUGUUUAAACACAAUGUUCUGGUUCCUGACUUGAAGCAGUUGUCCUUGUGAGAACCGGUCUUUGCCUUUUGCUCAUGUCGUGUUUCACAGCAACAGAGGGUACAGAACCAUCACUGGUCCAGGUUAAUGUACAAAAUUUUCUGGCAAUGCCUGAUUUAAGAAAUAAAAUUGGCUUAUUGAGAACAGCUGUUGUCAAUUUGUAGUGUGAAGCAAGACAGAGCACUGCUGCACACGUCUGGCAGCAGAUUUUUUUAUUGGUACAUAUUAUCCUUCAAACCUGAGAAUUUGGACUAACUGCACCAAAGAGCCCUCCGAUCUGGUCCCUGGCACAUGCGUACUUGUCAGUGUUUUUCCUUCUUCUACAAGACCUGGAUUUAUUUGAAUUACCCAAAUAGCAAUAUGUAAAAUACAGAUGAUAAAAUGUGAUGAGAGCUUGCUGAACCAGUAAAGUAGUACAUGUAUGAGGAAGAGGCAUUAGAAAAGUAAUUACACUUCUUUGAACUAUAUUUAUUUUCAUGUUUCUCCAGUGCAAAGAAUGUUUCAUCAAAUGUACAUGUUCUAUUACUGUGUGCUCUUUGAAAGGUGGGCCUCUGAGUAGCUAUUUGAUUCCAGUAGUUUAUGUUGAUGCAUUAUUACAGCUGUUAGCGUAUGUUUUCACCAGGUACGUGCAGAGCAGAUUGCGUACAUUAUUGUUCAUUCAAGGGCUAAAUUUAUAUCCUUUGGAAAUCAUGGCGACUGCACAGAAUGUUGCUUACCAAGAUGAAGUUUAGCAGUUUGUACGGAGAUUAGCACUAUGUUUACAUGCAAGAUUUAGGCAGACACCUUUCGGGUGGAAAGGUAUCCAAAGUUCAUCUUCUGUGACGCUAUAGAAUGACAAAGGAUUUGUAAACUUUGCCUGGAUUUUUUUUUCAUCUUAUAGGAGUUCCAUCCAUUACAGUGAUUUUGUUCUCUGCUCCAUAUUUUUUAAUACCUUUACCAUUUGAUGAAACACUCUUUAGUGCUAUAUGCAUUUUCUUACUUUUAUUAAGUAUGACAGUUGUCAAAAAAUGCACUAAAAUAUAAAUGGAGAUUGAACAUGUUCACUUUCCAGCUUAUAGGCAACUUUAUACAGACUUGAAAAAUUUCUCCAGUUGUUUAGUGAAAGAGAAAAGGUUUUCCUGCCACAGGAUAUAACUUUUUAUAUAUAUAUAUAUAUAUAACAAGCAUAACACACCACUGCUUUUGGUGGAGAAGUGCAGAAUAGUAUGUACCUUUUAUGAAGAAAACUGUAAUUUACAAUGUUCAGUGAGAAUGUUACUGCUGAUUUUCUUUUUCAAGGUGUAGAAUAUUCUUUGAUUUAUAGAAUUCCUUUUUUGACCCAGAUGAUGGUUCUUUUACAGACCAAUAAAAUGGCUGAACAUUUUCACAAAUAAAGUGUAACUAAAUCUGGAUUUCUGAUACCUUGACAUUUGGGGGAUUUUAUUUUACUUUGUUGCUUUAAAAUUCAAAUGCAGAGAAGUUGUUGACUGUAGGGGAAAUAAAAUUAAUUCAAAUUUUGUGUUAA
Messenger RNA from Oryctolagus cuniculus (rabbit), 4521 nucleotides. RefSeq names its product STT3 oligosaccharyltransferase complex catalytic subunit B (gene STT3B). Gene Ontology annotation, biological process: post-translational protein modification. The record is from RefSeq and is a predicted model, not a curated record. Gene Ontology annotation, molecular function: dolichyl-diphosphooligosaccharide-protein glycotransferase activity. Lineage: Eukaryota; Metazoa; Chordata; Mammalia; Lagomorpha; Leporidae. Gene Ontology annotation, cellular component: membrane.